AUGAGCUUCGAAGGCGUAACAAAUGGUCGUGCACUGACAUCGGCAGCCAUCGGCGCGUCCAUUGCGUCGACGCUGUGGAUUUCCGGCUUCGCUCUCGCGUUUCGAAAAGCCAACAUCGUCGAAACCAGUCUCAUGUUUUCCUACGUCGUCUUCAACGUGUACCAGCUCAGUACGACGCUCGUACUCGGUUCAGAUCCACUUGAUCUGCUUCAAUCCUUCCGCAGCGCCCGGUUCCCAGCCUUACUGAUCCAUGGCCACACUGUGGCGCUGCUUGAUCGUAUCGUGCGUGCGUUGGAAAAUGGCUUGCGUGUUUUGACCGUGGCCCUUGAAACACUGCCGCCCACGGUGAUCGUGAGCCUCGUCUACCGCUUAGCAAUUAUGUACCUUGCGACGCGCGUGUUGGUUCUGUUCCAGCUCCAAACCAAGCGGCGGGUCCGUGUGCCGGAAAAUCCGCCACAGUCUCUGUCUCAGCAGGUUGAGUCAGAGAAGCUCUCAGAGCUGCUGCACAAAGCCAAAGAGCCUGAUUCACCCAAUGAGACCAAAGAUGCCCCUGACUACUUGAGCAGCCGGCCUAUGCCGGAGACGAGUGAUGACAAGGAAGAGGAGAGAAAAAUGGACAUGCGGCCAUCAUCCAUCGGGAUGUUCUUCGUGCGGUACUCGCGUUUUAUUCUCAUCACCGUGUACAGUCAUCUUUUGUUACUGGAUCAGAAUCACCAGAUCUACUGGCGCAUGCUCGCUGUCUCCUUCACACUUGGCAUGUGGGGUAUCGAAUUACUCCUCAGCAAGGCGGACGAUGUGAUUUUUGAGUAA
Molecule: messenger RNA, 810 nt
Organism: Malassezia globosa CBS 7966
Lineage: Eukaryota; Fungi; Basidiomycota; Malasseziomycetes; Malasseziales; Malasseziaceae
Exons: 2
Coding region: 1-810 (269 amino acids)
Biological process (GO): endoplasmic reticulum inheritance
Cellular component (GO): endoplasmic reticulum membrane; perinuclear endoplasmic reticulum; cortical endoplasmic reticulum
Source: RefSeq, a predicted model, not a curated record